CCUAACCUGUGACUGCUGGCUUAAAACGAACCCCCCGGUGUUGGAUUGAGGAGGUAAGAUGGCGGGAUAUACCUCGGGUUCCGUGAUAGGACUUAUUACGUUCCUUACCGCUUUAGCCGUGGCUGUAGUGACACCGUACGUAGGAACGGGUAUCUACUUCAAAAAGAUGAGCCCUCGGGUAGUGUCCACCCCAUUUGGAGAAUUCCGGGGCAUCCUAAGAGAGUUUCCUGUUAACAGCUCUCUUCUACCCGUUCAUGUUUACCUAGGCCUUGAAUACGCCUCCCUCCUAGGUGGUAGCUUGCGAUUCCUACCGCCGGGGAGUCCGAUCAGACAGAAAUGGGUGGGAUCCAGGGUGAUCACCAAGUUCAAAAAAGCCUGUCCCCAAAGACUGAUUCGACCGGAACUCUUGGACAAAUCCAUAGCUAAGGAGUAUGUGGAAAGGCUUAAACGCCUGGCUGUUUUUGUAAAGGAUCAAACGGAGGACUGUCUUUCCCUUAAUAUUUACGUCCCGAGUAAAGAUCUGAAUGACACGUCAUCCGAGGCGAUGCCUGUGAUGGUCUUCAUCCAUGGUGAGUCUUAUGAGACGGGAACCGGAAAUGCGUACGACGGAAGUGUGCUGGCGAGCUUCGGCAAGGUGAUUGUUGUGACCUUGAACUACCGCAUGGGAGUGCUCGGUUUCAUGAGCACUGGCGAGGGAGACACGUCGGGAAACUACGCCAUCUUGGAUCAGAUGGCUGCAAUGCACUGGCUGAGAGAGAACAUACAGAGUUUUGGGGGUGACCCCAACAGAGUUACUCUCUUCGGGCACGGGUAUGGGGCAGCCCUGGUGAAUAUUCUUCUGGUAUCGCCAGUCACCAAAGAAUACAGGAAACAACACGGCCCCUUAUUCCAGAGAGCCAUUCUGCAGAGUGGGUCGGCUCUCAGCUCCUGGGCCGUCGCCAUGGACCCCGUAGAGUGCACUCAACGAUUGGCUGCAAAGGUCAACUGCUCUCAGUUUGUGGACGAUCCCAUCGCUUUGUUGGGCUGUUUCAGGAACAAGAGCUACGUGGAUUUGGUCAACGCUGCUCCAAUGGCGCCAAAGUACUACUCGUGCUUCGCGCCUUCCAUAAGUCCUCAGAGCAGCGUGCUUCCACACUCUGUUGAGGAUUUACACAAAAACCCCGUGUCCAUCUUCAAAACGGCCCAGCUGAUGUUCGGUGGCACCAAACACGAGGCUUAUGGCUACUUGAAACAAUCGGAAAUAGAAAACGGUAUAUCUGAGGAAAGGAAGACUCAAAUUCUGAGGACAUACGUACAUAAUACAUUCCGAUACCACAGGCAAAAAAUAUACGAAAUUCUCGAUCACCAUUACACCGACUGGGACCGCCAUGUUGAUGAUCACGCGAGAAGAGACGGUAUUCUCGAGCUCCUUGGAGACGGACAGUUCGUUGCCCCCAUGAUGAAAGUCGGUAAUUACCACGCCAAAGUGUCAGACACCUACCUCUAUAACUUUGGAUACUCAUCUCAGGCUGCCCUCUAUCCUCGCUGGGCCGGAGGGGUGUUUGGUGACGAACUGCCUUAUGUCUUUGGGGCGCCACUCGUCGAUGGGGUGUCGCCAUUUCCCAACGAGUACUCCAAAACUGAGCGCAUGCUCAGUGAAGCAAUCAUGAGAUACUGGACAAAUUUUGCAAAAACUGGGAAUCCGAAUUUACCCAACGCUCAAACAUCUGAGCAUGCCGGAAGAGUCAAAAAUAGGUUUGUGGAUAUUGACUGGCCAACAUAUGACCCUGUCAAACAGGAGUAUCUCUCCGUCGGGAAGAGACCAAAAGUGGGUCAUCAUUACAGGGGUCGUCAGCUGGCUCUUUGGCUUGAUCUUAUCCCCAAACUCCAUCAACCUGACGGGCAGGACCCCGAACAUCAUCUACUAGAUCAGCCAGAGAAUAUGUCCACGUUUGAUGACCCCACAAGGCUGCUGACAAAGUUCAAGGACGUGUUUCCCCCACCGCCACCAACGGCUCCUCCCACUCCACCCUCCAAAGGAGAGCACACCAAAGACUACGCGGAGAUGUCAUCCCAGGGGUGGUUAGGGCCGACAGAGGACGACGCGUUUACGAUUCAAGCGGAGAACCUGACACCUUACCCAUUGGAAGGUUCCUCAAACCACGGCCACUCGAACAGUUCUGCACCCGCGGGGAUAACAAUGAACAGCAGCUCUGUACCGCUCAGUAUCACUAUCGCCGUCGGCUGCUCGCUGCUCUUCCUCAACAUCCUCAUUUUUGCCGGAAUCUAUUACCAGCGCGAGAGGAUCAAAAAGAUCCGCAAGCAACGCGAAGAUCCGGACGACAUUCGUCUCACGAGGAAAAUCGAACGCGAAGUGGCAAAAAAUAUGGGACCAGAGUCAGUAAGUUUAUUACCCACGCCGACUCCGCAAGCUCCCCCCGUGAACAAAGUGAUGGAGGAUCGGCCGAGUGCGCCGCGACAGGCCGUGCCCGUACGAACUCCGCAACCCCCAGCGGGUGCGUUUUCCUACACAGCGUCGUCCAACUCUAUGCAAAGACAGUCGCCCGGACGCGGGACUAAAGCCCAAAACGGCAGCUCCACUCCACAGAUAGUACAAAAGGACAGUGAUAGGCAUAAAGCGCAUGAAAUUCAUGCCACUUUUAGGGACGGUGUACCGCCGGCAUACAACUCCACCACGGCCGUAUAGUAGUGUAACACCUUUCAUUAGUAACUUCUCUUGUGUAACAUACGAUGUCACGAACAUCACUGACAUCCUGUAUAAAUAUGACAAUGUUAUUUAUGUAGUGAUCAUGAAACAUAUCCUUCUGUGGCAUGGAAGAUCAAUCUAAAAUGCUUUAAAAUAUUUGUUUUCUACUUUACGGUUUCUGGCUGCUCUGUGUCCCGUGCUUUGCUCCUGUGAGUUGUUCGGAAUGGAUGUCUUACUCUUCAUAUUCUUUGCGGAGCGACGUUGGAAGCAGGAUAACAUGUAAUUAAUUUUUCACCUGCACCGUGUUUGAAAACUUCCCCAAGCCUGUAAUGUUUCAUACAGAAAGGUCAUUGAUAUUUACCAUGUUCUGGAAGUGUCUUUUUAAAGAGAUUGGAAGCAUUUGUUGUGUUCAUGAUAAUUUGGAACUUCGUUGUGGUCUCUAGUCCAACGUGUAAAAGACCAGAUAUGUUUCUUACAUUUUCAGCCAUACUAUGCCCAGAUCAGGACGACUUAUACUCCGGCGUUCACAUGUUAACUGGAGUGUCUGGUGAAGAAAAUUUCUUCACUUCAGUAACAAUAAUAACAUUAGGGUAAAGUGUAAAUCGAAGUCCCUGUGUAAGUAGGCUUGUGUAAACAAAAGUAAACAUUUGCUUCAGUGGUUGAUGUUUUUCGGAGAUCUUCGGUAUUUUUCGGAGGUCUUCGUUGUUUUCGGGAGGUGAGAUAUACUUUAUUACACUUCAGCCUUCAGAAAGUUUUCUUUCUUUUCUGUACCUAAUCAGAGUGGGAACUGACUGUUAGCUGACAUGCAGUGACUUGGAAUGCAUGUUACCAGGAAGAACCUAUAUUUUGAUUCAUCGGUGUCUACCCUUUAACUGCUUGUGUAUUUAAUCAAAUUAGCAAAUGUUUUGCAGCAUAGCUAUCUACCUUAAACAUGAUUUUAUUUUGUUUUUGUUUUUAAAAUUAAUAAGUAAAUAUUAUGUACAUUGAUAUAUACACUUUUCAUUUUAAUUAUGCCAGGAUACAGUUCCAGUUUUCUCCACAAUUUCGACAAACAUAAAAAAAUAAACGAAAUAAUGGGAUUAUAUUUGUCAGUGAUCCUAAUUUUAUACUUCGUUCGAUAUAGAUAUGACUGUUACUUAUUGCAAUGCCAAAGGGGGACAACCCAAUUAUUUGUAGGGCUUAAGCGUAAAUUAGUUUUACACCUAUAGCUAUUUUUUUCUUUUCACUUCUAUAAAUAUUUGCUUAUAUAACUCAAGACGUUAACAUCCAAAGAAACUCAUCGUUAUGUCACUGCCAUCCAUUGUCACAUCCGCCAUACUUUGGGAGAGCGAAAAGUUUACUUUGAAUUGGUUGAUCGUAUACCGUGAUCUCGACAACGUAUGGGUCAGAUGUUUGAAUACUGGUAUAUGUUGAAAUAUUUUGGAAACCAUACGUUUUCUUUCCAGAUUUAUGUGCUUUCAGUUAUGUUAGAGGUUUUUGAGAAUUGAUGUAUUAAAAAAAGGAUCACGUGAUAAUAGAUGUGUUUGAACGAUGGGCUGUGUUGCCGUGGUGUACAUAAUGUGUUAAUUAUCGUGUGAAUGACGCCGCAUUAAACGCCAGAGAGCUAAAUUCGUAAUGUGGUAGCAAAAUGUGAAAGUUAUUCAGUGCUUUAAGUAAUUAAUCAGCUUUAAAAUAUUGUCAUCACCCACAACAGAAUUAGCACUUUACGCUGGCACGGCCUAAAUCAACAGCCUUGGGUGACAAACUUCUGGUUAUGGAUACAGAAUUCACCUGCUAGCACAAACAGCACAUCUUUCCGUGGCGAAUAUUUCAAAGGAAUUUACAUAACGAGAGCUAUGCCGAUUAUAACAGCACAGUUUAGGUAAGGCAUACGACGUUGGUGACCUUUUUCUGGACGUAUAUUCCCUAUGUGACCUUUCUUCGGCUGUAUGUGAUUGACAGAGGUCAGUUGGAAUGUAAAGGAUGUCCAUACUGUCACUGGGGUAUCCUUUGUCACGUUUUGCUGAUGGUGAAGCAGUAUAUCAAAAAGGUGUGUUUUUUUUGUGCUGAACUGAGUAUGCAGGGGUGUUUUUGUUGUGUGAAAUGAAGGUACUAUUUAUGUUCACAUGUCUUGUAAAAUGUCAGAUGUGUAUUAACCAGAAAACAACGCUUCUGAUAGACAAAAGUGAAAUUAUCUACUACAUAUUGUGCCAUGGGUCCCCGGAAGAGUCAAUAUCCAUUUUUCUUUGGAUGAUCUCAAGUGCAAUUGACACAGCUAAAUUUUGUUGCCAGGCUCUUGUGAUAAAGACAACGUGCAAUAUGUUACCGACACCGUUCGUCAUUGCGUGCCCACGAUUGUGUGUUUGAUGCUGGCAUUAAGUAUGACUGUGAGAUUUGGCAGUACAAUUUUCCAGUAAGCUAACUUAAAUUGUUUCCCUUCUAAAACGUCUCGAGAAUUCAUGUUAAACAGUCUUUUUUGCACUACGCCGUAAUCGCUUUUGGGUAACCAUUCGACAUAUUUUUGAAAACUCCAAUUAAACUGUCUUUUGUUGUAUUUUCUUUUCUAAUAAUUUACGUACAUGAUUAAUCGCUAUGUUGUAAUACAAAACAACGCAAUACACAUUACAAAUGUGUUUUGUUUUUUAUGAGCUGUACAAAUCUCUUGUCGGUGUGCGUUAGCAUUUUGCGUGCGCAGCAUUGUUUAACGGAGUCUCAGUCUGCUUCUGUAAAUGACAGGCGUCGUGUUAAAUCUUAUGCUGGAGCAGACUUGAUGCUUAUCCCCACACUACGUAUUUACAUCAACCGAAUGUUUCCAGUUUAGCCCCAAGGGACUUGGACAAAAAAAAACCCAUCAACUCUUCAUAGCCUAACCAGCGUCCAUCGUAGCCACGUAUAUAGCGUCUUUUAAAAAAAUGUGUUCACUAUUGCCAUCUCACGACUGAUGUCACAAUCGUGACAAUGGCAUGUGGAAAUGCGACAUCGAAUACGACAUCAGCACCACUCUCAACCAGCAUUUGUGAAUGUGUUGAUAUUCACAGUAAAGUCAGUAAUGUCCAACCACGAACUGCUGUCUAUACGAUUCAGUCUGAAUGUUCGUUCGUACAAAUGUAUCUCAUCAGGUCUGUUUAUAAUUCAUUGUUACAACAUGUUGUUGCAUUAUAUUGUUGACCAUGAAUGUUUCUGUUCUUUGUGUUUAAGACGCCGCUGGUGGCGUCUUAAAAAUGUACACCGGAUUCAGUGUACAGUGUAUACCGUCUGCUGGCUGGUGGCAGAUACAGAUUUCACUGUGUGAGAGGUGAUAUCGGUGCAUCUCACAGCCUAAAUGGCGAGGUGAUACAUCUAGGUACUGUACCAUUGUAUAGUGUGUCUUUUACGCCUCUUAUUCGGCAGUUGCUCAGAUUUGUAUAAUACGAUAUAUAUCGGCUGGAAA
Liolophura sinensis is the source of this 6095-nucleotide messenger RNA. Its product is annotated as neuroligin-4, X-linked-like. The coding region runs from base 59 to 2686 and encodes 875 amino acids. Lineage: Eukaryota; Metazoa; Mollusca; Polyplacophora; Chitonida; Chitonidae. The record is from RefSeq and is a predicted model, not a curated record. The transcript is spliced from 7 exons.